This is a messenger RNA of Hipposideros armiger (great roundleaf bat), 1884 nucleotides long. RefSeq names its product protein kinase C zeta (gene PRKCZ). Gene Ontology annotation, biological process: protein phosphorylation. The transcript has 15 exons. Bases 555 to 1784 code for a protein of 409 amino acids. The record is from RefSeq and is a predicted model, not a curated record. NCBI's taxonomy places the organism in Eukaryota, Metazoa, Chordata, Mammalia, Chiroptera, Hipposideridae. Gene Ontology annotation, molecular function: protein serine/threonine kinase activity; ATP binding.
UGCUUGUUUUCGUGUGACGUCAGCUCCCUGAUAUCCAGGCCGUGUUUUAGCUGGUGCCUCAGCUGCCGGCUCCAGCUUCCCGGGGGAGCCGGGUACCACCCGGGCCUGAAGACAUGAGGAGGCAGGGAUGUGAGAGGAGGGGGACUGGCCGGCCCGCCCGCCCGUGAGCCCCCCUCCUGCCUCCUGCCUCCUGCCUCCUGCCUCCUGCGUGGGAGCCCACCGCCCAUUGUCGGGGUCGAGGGGAGCGGGCAGCGUCGGCGCCGGAGGGCAGGGACAUGCCCGCCCCGCGCCCGCCGCCCCGCGGAGCAUAAAGAAGUCAGCCUGGGAGGCGGGCGACGCAAUCCAUCUACCGCCGUGGAGCCAGAAGAUGGAGGAAGCUGUACCGCGCCAACGGCCAUCUCUUCCAAGCCAAGCGCUUUAACAGGAGAGCGUACUGUGGCCAAUGCAGCGAAAGGAUAUGGGGUCUCGCGAAGCAUGGUUACAAGUGCAUCAACUGCAAACUGCUGGUCCAUAAACGCUGCCACGUCCUCGUCCCGCUGACCUGCAACAGGCAUAUGGAUUCUGUCAUGCCUGCCCAAGAGCCUGCAGUAGAUGACAAGGACGAUGACGUGGACCUGCCUCCUGAGGACACUGAUGGAAUUGCUUAUAUCUCUUCCACCCGGAAACGUGACAGCAUCAAAGAUGAUUCUGAGGACCUCAAGCCGGUCAUCGACGGGAUGGACGGGAUCAAGAUCUCUCAGGGCUUGGGGCUGCAGGACUUCGACCUGAUCCGGGUCAUCGGGCGCGGCAGCUACGCCAAGGUCCUGCUGGUGCGGCUCAAAAAGAACGACCAGGUGUAUGCCAUGAAGGUGGUGAAGAAGGAGCUGGUCCACGACGACGAGGAUAUCGACUGGGUACAGACAGAGAAGCAUGUGUUCGAGCAGGCGUCCAGCAACCCUUUCCUGGUUGGCUUACACUCCUGCUUCCAGACGACUAGUAGGUUGUUCCUGGUCAUAGAAUAUGUCAACGGCGGGGACCUCAUGUUCCACAUGCAGAGGCAGAGGAAGCUUCCAGAAGAGCACGCCAGGUUCUACGCGGCUGAGAUCUGCAUUGCUCUCAACUUCCUGCACGACAGAGGGAUCAUCUACAGGGACCUGAAGCUAGACAACGUCCUCCUGGAUGCCGACGGCCAUAUCAAGCUCACGGACUACGGCAUGUGCAAGGAAGGCCUGGGCCCCGGUGACACAACAAGCACUUUCUGUGGAACCCCAAAUUACAUCGCCCCAGAAAUCCUACGGGGAGAGGAGUACGGGUUCAGUGUGGACUGGUGGGCGCUGGGCGUCCUGAUGUUUGAGAUGAUGGCUGGGCGUUCCCCCUUCGACAUCAUCACCGACAACCCCGACAUGAACACCGAGGACUACCUGUUCCAAGUUAUCCUGGAGAAGCCCAUCCGGAUCCCCCGAUUCCUCUCCGUCAAAGCCUCCCAUGUCUUGAAAGGAUUUUUAAACAAGGAUCCCAAAGAGAGGCUGGGCUGCCGGCCACAGACGGGAUUUUCUGACAUCAAGUCUCACGCCUUCUUCCGCAGCAUAGACUGGGACCUGCUGGAGAAGAAGCAGGCGCUGCCGCCGUUCCAGCCACAGAUCACUGACGACUACGGGCUGGACAACUUCGACACGCAGUUCACCAGCGAGCCCGUGCAGCUGACCCCCGACGACGAGGACGUCAUCAAGAGGAUCGACCAGUCCGAGUUCGAAGGGUUUGAGUACAUCAACCCCUUACUGCUCUCCACCGAGGAGUCCGUGUGAGGCGCCCGCUCCGCCGUGGACACGUCCGACUGACCCCUAACUCUGUCCUUAACCACAGCGCAUGCAUGCCAGCUGGGCGCCGCCGCAGAGAGCGGGCCCG